AAAAGUGCUAUGAUUGUAGUAGUAAAAUAAAGUAUAAUGAUGUGGAACUCGCCAGGAUGAUGCUUCUGGAUGGGUGUUUUUUUACUAUAUUUCAUCCGCGGGGGAGAUGUGAAACAGUUUCUUAAAGUUCACGAAAUAGUUUGUGUGGUGCAGGACUUGUUCUUGCUGGAGAACCAACUUCCCUAUGGAGUCCUCAAGUUGAUUUUUGAGGCAGCAAAAUUCCAGGGUGGUCUACCAAUGGAAAAGAAUAUUAUAAUAAAAUUCGUCUCUGACAUCGGAAUGCCAGAAGGGUUGUCAUCAGAAAUACAGCUGAAAGAGGUGAACGAAGAGCCCUCUCAUCUCCUCGACCUUUUGCGAAGUGCUCUCCUAGGCCGGUUCCACAUGAUUAGGAGUCAGCCCGAAAAAGAGCAGCAACCUAAGAAAAAAGGAAAGUCGUCGUGGAAAAAAGGCAAACAACGGGGCAUUUGGCAGUCUUUUCGACACAUCAAGGAGCUUAAAGCUGCCGGGAUCUAUCUCAAACCGAGUAGAACGUGUUUCUUGAGAGACGUUUCUUUCAAAUCCUACUUCUUCUUUGGCCACCUGAAACUUCCCCCAAUAACUAUUGAUGACUUCACGAAGACCAAGUUCUUGAACAUCGUAGCCUAUGAAAUGUGUCCAGGUCCAGGUGCCCCAGAUGACUAUGCGGUCACUUCUUAUAUAUGCUUCCUUGACGACCUCAUUGAUCAUGCAGACGAUGUCAAGGAGCUGAGGUCUAAGCACAUUCUCCACAACCUUCUUGGCAGCGAUGCAGAUGUGGCCGAAAUUUUCAACGAGAUUGGCAAUGGCUUGGUAGAUCCCGGAAUUUAUGAAGAUGUGAAAGCUCGUAUUCAGAAACACUACAAGAAGAGAGUGAAUACUUGGAUAGCUCAAGCCCUUCACAACCAUUUCAGGUCUCCAUGGACUGUCAUGGCUUUCAUUGCUGCUCUUUUGGUACUAUUUCUUACUGCGGUUCAGACCUACUACGUUGUUUGGUGUGUGUGAUUAGAAAAAUAAAGAUUCUUGUUUGGUGUGUGUGAUUAGACAAAUAAAGAUGCUUAUAUUGUUAAGUUGUAUCACUGGAUUUCAUGCAUGCAAUAUUAUGAGUCUUUGAAUA
Molecule: messenger RNA, 1132 nt
Organism: Vitis vinifera (wine grape)
Lineage: Eukaryota; Viridiplantae; Streptophyta; Magnoliopsida; Vitales; Vitaceae
Product: UPF0481 protein At3g47200-like
Exons: 1
Coding region: 70-1020 (316 amino acids)
Source: RefSeq, a predicted model, not a curated record